Molecule: messenger RNA, 516 nt
Organism: Exophiala dermatitidis NIH/UT8656
Lineage: Eukaryota; Fungi; Ascomycota; Eurotiomycetes; Chaetothyriales; Herpotrichiellaceae
Product: protoporphyrinogen oxidase
Exons: 1
Coding region: 1-516 (171 amino acids)
Source: RefSeq, a predicted model, not a curated record
AUGCCAGUGCUAGUCACCUACGCAACUUCUCGGGGCUCUACACGCGAGGUCGCCGAUCGCAUCGCGUCCCGACUGUAUGAACAUGGCUUUGCCGUCGACUGUCGACCGGUUGACCAUGUCUUCAGCGUCGAAAACUACUCUGCCGUCAUAUUGGGCAGUGCAGUAGUUCGACAAAGAUGGCUGUUGGAUGCUCUCGUCUUCGUCGAUGUUGAGUCCAUGGGCCUUCAGCAUAAACCUUUCUGGGCAUUCAGCCUGAGCAUGGCACCUGUGGCUGUCCCAAAGUGGAUUGCAACGAGGAUGACCAAACGGCAAAGAAAGACAGUCGAAGUGAGGCUAAUGAGCAAAGUGCCUAAGAUGAAAGAACACCGUCUGUUUCCAGGAAGGAAUGACGGCUCAUCCGUGCCUAGACGUUUACGCAGUCUGUACAGAUGUCUUGGGGGUCGGUUUGGAGAUAUGCGCGACUGGGGUGAGAUCGAUGCCUGGGCAGAUAAUAUUGCGAAACAGCUUGCAUGUUGA